AUUGACACCCGAUUAAAAAUAAAUCAUUGAAAUGUCAGAUGCGUUCUAAUUUUCUUGAGCUCUCGCGGGCGCGGGUCGUUUCGCCAAUCGCCAUGAGGAAGACUGUUGUCUACAGCGUGGGUAACUACUCCAUGACUGGCAGAGUGCUGGGCAAAGGACACUUUGCGAGGGUGGAAGAGGCGACACAUAAAAUUAUCGGGAAGAAGGUGGCCAUCAAGGUCAUCGACCUGACACUGAUAAAGGAGGAGUACGCGCGACGCAACCUGCACCGCGAGCCGCGCGUCAUGGCGCGCCUGCAGCACCCCUGCAUCGCCGCGCUGUAUGAGACCAUGAUGCACGGUCCUCGUCUUUAUGUGGCUAUGGAGGCGGCGGGGGGCGGGGACUUGUGUUCGCUCGUGCUGGCGGCGCGGGGCGGGGGGCGGGGCCUGCCCGAGACCGCAGCGCGCCCGCUCGCCGCGCAGCUCGUCAGUGCCGUGCGGCAUAUGCACUCUAGAGGCGUUGUGCACAGAGAUUUGAAAAUGGAAAACAUCAUGUUGGACUCUACUAAGCAGUUCAUAAAGAUCGUUGAUUUCGGCCUAUCCAACCUGUGGGGGUGCGGCGGCGCGCUGCAUACACCGUGCGGCUCGCUGGAGUACGCCGCGCCCGAGCUGUUCGUCGACGGACGACGGUACGGCCCCGAGGUCGAUCUGUGGAGUGUCGGCGUGAUAGUAUACGGCAUGGUGACCGGCAGUCUGCCGUUCACCGCGCCGAGCCCGGAGUCGGCGUCGCGCGCGCAGCUCCGCGCCGCCAUCACGCGCGGCUUCGGACGCAAGCAGAGAGACGCCCUCGCGCCUUUUACUACAGAAUGCAAGGCCUUCGUGGAGCAUCUACUACAACCGCGCGCCGAGUCGCGCAUGCGUAUAGAGGAGGCGGCGCGCCAUCGCUGGAUCCGCCGGCCAGGCCUCAACAUGAAGCGGCACCCGUUCGCCGCGCUCGACCCCAACUACAACAGAGCGUUAUAUCGCCAAAUAGCUGAGCUCUGCGGCAUCAGCUUCACAGACGUGGUGUCGCAGGUCAAAUCUGACCCGUUUGGCCCCGUAGCUGGGAUAUACAACAUCAAAAUACACCUACACCAGCUAAAGUCUGGCGGCAUGGAGCUAUGGACUGCGAACACUGAGGAGCCCCGCCCGGCCACGCCCCCAGAGUAUCAAACCAAAUUUGAAGCCAAAUCUGUACCAAAUAUACCGACACAACCGGUCAAACAUACACCGAGCCAAACGAAUGACGUUAAAACAGCACCUACAAAACAAAAUGGAUUAAAAAUGGGACUGAAUCAAAAGACUAACGCGGUUAAAAUAAUACUAAACCAGGUACAGACAUUACAAAAUCAAAAUGGAGUUAGAACUAAAAUUACAAAUGGGGUCAAAAUAACCCCACGACAAAUACAAAAGGAGGUCAAAACGGACCCACGAGAAAAACAGAUUCCUCGGCCUAGACAAAUAGAACCGAAACCUCCUGAUACCAAACUAGCACAAGACGCGGAAGUGAACAACUUGAUCAAUGACGUAAAGAAGAUCCUCCAGAGUCCACCCAAAAGACCCACCAGGUUAUACGGGAAGAGACUCGGGACUGGGGACGUGGGGUUGACCUCCAUCCGGGAACAUUCCGACAAGACCAGGGUGAUGAGAGACGAGAGACUGAACAGCUGUCCUAAUUCCGUGGACAAGAAGAUUAGCUUCUAUAAGAGGGCUGGCGAUGGGUUGCCUAGUUGGCGAAGCUGCGGGUUUCAACCACUCUCGGCGCGCCCGGGCCUCACCGUCGCGACAAUAAAACGAGCCGCAUUCGGUAAUACCCUGAGCCAGUUGGCAAAUGGACGUUGUAGCAGCGACAGAUCUAUGCCGGUCGGUUGGUUAUCAAGCCGCAUAAGCAAGGAGAGUCACCUGCAGCGCUUGAGACGGACGGCGCCAAUGAAAUGAACCGACACUUUUUUAAAAUUCAUUUAUUUUUUAAGACUUUUAGCUAAGGAAUCAUGCUAGAGCAGGAUUGGUCCAAUAUUUGACAAAUGUUGGGAUAUUGGCCUAACAUUCAAGACCGAAUUCCGCAAUAUUGGCCUAACAUUGGAUCAAUCAGGCUAAAGGAUUUACCGAUGUGUUCAUACUUUUGAUAUAAAUUAUUAUCACUUUAUUUUGAAUAAAUAGUGUCUUUUUGU
Molecule: messenger RNA, 2188 nt
Organism: Aricia agestis (brown argus)
Lineage: Eukaryota; Metazoa; Arthropoda; Insecta; Lepidoptera; Lycaenidae
Product: serine/threonine-protein kinase MARK2-like
Exons: 11
Coding region: 39-1955 (638 amino acids)
Biological process (GO): intracellular signal transduction; protein phosphorylation
Cellular component (GO): cytoplasm
Molecular function (GO): protein serine/threonine kinase activity; ATP binding
Source: RefSeq, a predicted model, not a curated record